Messenger RNA from Patiria miniata (bat star), 1511 nucleotides. Its product is annotated as TLC domain-containing protein 2-like. The transcript has 4 exons. Lineage: Eukaryota; Metazoa; Echinodermata; Asteroidea; Valvatida; Asterinidae. Bases 247 to 987 code for a protein of 246 amino acids. The record is from RefSeq and is a predicted model, not a curated record. Gene Ontology annotation, cellular component: plasma membrane. Gene Ontology annotation, biological process: plasma membrane organization; regulation of membrane lipid distribution; membrane assembly.
GAGCGCCUGCCUGAAACCCUCCGAUUGAAGCGCUCUCACCAAAAACGUCACACAUCACCGGUCAUGCAUGUCAAAAGGCAUAAAUUACACAAUAUCGGGCUCUAUAGUAAUACAUAUUCCAAUAUUCGCUGUGGUGGCAGAGCAUGGUCCUGAACAUCGAGGGAACACACUCACCACAUUACCUGAGAGGAGUUUAACUGCCUACCUGCAAACUGUCCCGAAUUCCGUGAUUCCUAAGGUCGAGCCAUGUCCAGUUUUUUCAUGCCCUUGACUAUAGUCUCCGCCGCCGGCUACCAGUGUUUCAACUCGGCGCUGGAUCUUGGCUAUGUGCCGCUACCGCCGGGGAAAUACGCCAGCACUGACCGGCAUAGAUGGAGGAACGCCGCUACCUCGUGCUUCAGUGCGGUCAUUUUGUCAGUCUUCGCAGUCUACAGUUUGGUCAGCCAUCCGGAAUUGUUGCUACAGCCUCAUGUAUACUACACGGAGAUUGCUGAAAUCAGUGUGGCUAUUGGGACCGGCUAUUUCUUAUACGACACAUGGGAUAUUCUGAGAAACACGGGUAUUUUCAAGAAAUGGACGGUCCUCCUGCAUCACGUCAUUGUGGCUCUUUCAUACUACGUGAUGUCAACGUGGAAGGCGGAAAUGGGUAUAGCCAUCAUCUCACUGCUGCCCGAAAUCAGCGCCAUUUUUCUGCAUUCGCGUCAGGUCCUGCUGAUAUAUGGAUUCUCCAAAGACUCCGCCUUCUACCGCGUGCACAGAGUCUUCAACCUCCUGACUGGUAUCUCGUGCCGACUGGUGCCCAUAGUGUGCGCGUGUUACCUGACGGCGACCGGCAACCACCCUGAGUUACAUUCGUUUUUCGUUUUGCUGCUUCCGUUAAUGCCGCCCGUUAUACUGGCCAUUAACUGCACUAUGCUAUGGCGAUUACUUCACAGUGAUUUCCUGAGUACUAAGACCCACAAAGUUGACUUUAUUAUGGAAAACUGAUGACACCUGGAAAGUGUUGUGCGCAAUUGUAUGUCAUGCAUACACUCUAAAAACAAAUUGGUUUAAAAAUAACCAAAUUUAUUUGGUCACGUUACUUUUGGUUAUUAUAUUUGAAAAAAAAAAUGAAAAUUGCUUGUCAUGUUCUACCAAUAGUUCUUCAAAUGACAAAUUUGCGAUGGUCCUAUAGCCAAAUAUCUUUCUCAUGACAUACUCUGACUGUGUGCCAAAUGCCAUGCGUGUAUCACCAAAGACACAAUUUCAAAAUAUUUCCCCUAUCUGCCCCACUAUAGGCUAAUUUGUUAUAACCACGGAAUGAAAUAUGCAGUUAUUUAAAGUGACUCACGAAUUGAAGUGCCGUUUUCUCCAGAGUUGUAAUGAGUCACUGUUGUUUGUGACUCGAUUCCAGUCGAAUCAUUUAAAAAGAAAAGUAACUCGAGUCGGUCCGAGUCACUUUAAAGAAGUGACUCGAGACGAGUCGAGUUAUUAGGUCAAGAAGGUCGAGUCGAGUCAAAUAAUUAGCUCGA